UAUUGCACGUUGACUAGCGAUCAGUUGGACGAUGAGAGGCCAAUGAUAAGCGAUGCAAUACCAUGGAAGCGGACAGGCCUCCGGAGCAGUGACGAUCCGCUACCCGGUAAUAAUCGAUCGUGUAGUUCGCACGCCUCAAAAGUCAACUCACGCGACCCCGUGCCAUGCAGGAAAGAAACCGGUUCCAAGGACCAAUCUCUGGUACGAAUGACCCGUUUAGGAAAUCCGGUCGGCUUGAUUAUUGAUCUCAGUUGGGACUAA
Periconia digitata is the source of this 261-nucleotide messenger RNA. The record is from the annotation of a GenBank genome assembly. Lineage: Eukaryota; Fungi; Ascomycota; Dothideomycetes; Pleosporales; Periconiaceae.